Schizosaccharomyces cryophilus OY26 is the source of this 351-nucleotide messenger RNA. Its product is annotated as meiotic recombination protein Rec27. The transcript is spliced from 3 exons. Bases 1 to 351 code for a protein of 116 amino acids. NCBI's taxonomy places the organism in Eukaryota, Fungi, Ascomycota, Schizosaccharomycetes, Schizosaccharomycetales, Schizosaccharomycetaceae. The record is from RefSeq and is a predicted model, not a curated record.
AUGAAACAAAGAACUGAAACCACCACUUCCAAUGAAUCUAAUUCUGACAUGAUUGAGCGCGUUUUGGAAGAAUUGAGCAUUAAACACAUGGAACGAUGCAUCAGAAAACGCGACCAAAUUGAACAAGAGUUUACAAAGCAGAUAGAAUAUGAAAAAUCGCAACUAACGACGGAAAUGAAACUUUUACAAAACAAAAAUGAGGAAAAUGUUCAAAGAAAAAUGAGUCGUUUAAGUGAGUUAAGAUCUCGUCGGCAGCUUUUGGAAACUCAAAGGGAAGCUCUAGGAAAGCAGAUUCGCCAAGAACUGGGACAAUACCUUGAGAAGCUGCAAACACUUGUUGAGUCAAACUAA